GUCAUUAAAUGAAGGGUCUGUGAAAAGAUCACCCUGGAUUAUCUGGGUGGUCCUACAUCCAAUGACAGUGACCUUACAAGAGAUACAUAGAGGAAAAGACAAGAGGAGAAGCCAUGAGACAAUGGAGCAGAGAUGGGGGUGAUGUGUCCACAAGAUGAGGAACACCGGGGAUCGCCAGGAAGCACCAGAAGCUGGGAGAGAGGCCUGGAUGGACUUCCCCCUGGGGUGUCCAGAAGUACCGCCCCUGCCCACCCCUUGAUUUUGGACUUCUGGCCUCCAUAAUGUGAGAGAAUAAAUUUCUGAUGUUUAAAAGAAACAAAAAUAAAGUGGAGACUGCAAAUAUUGCUCAAAUAAAAACACCACCUAGGCUUUAUGCAUCAUUUUCUGAUAUAGUUGGAGAAUUAUUACUGGGUAAAGAUGAAGGGCUGGACUUCCUUACUCAAAAACUCGUGCAGUUUAUCUUAAUUCUUGUGCAUCUGAUGAGAACUUCCUCUAGAGCCAGGAAACUUUGCAAGUAUGAAAUGAUCUGAAAGGAGGGAGUAAAGAAGGAAGUAACCGACCUACAUGAAAAAGAGGAACAAGUUCUAAACAAAAGCGGGUUUAAAACAUAACCAAAAGAACAAAAGAAAGCUCGGCAUACCAAUCUUAAGCAGGCACGUGGAUGGUAGAUCGUUCAACCUUCCCUUCCUUGAGUUUUCUGCUCUGCUAUUAGUUUCCACUCAUUUGUGUUUCAUUUUGUGAUUCAUUGAUAGAAAAGGAAGCAGAGUUGAAUGAAAUCCCCCCGACACGGUGCAAUUAUACAACAACAAUUGUAUAAUCAUCAGCUACAACAAGAGCCAGCUUCCAAAAUCAGGUUUACUCACCUCUCCUCUGUGUACACCAGGACUUUGCCAUGAUGUUCUUUCAUAUCUGAAACAGAAAUGCCUAAAAGAACUUCCAAAAUUACUUUCAGACCAUAUCCUACAAAGAAUUACAGUGGACUGUACCUGUGAAUUCAUUAAGGGCUACACCAUACUACGAAACAAUACUGUGCAGAAAUGCUGAAAAGCUGUGGAAAUACUUCAGUGGCCGUUUCCAUAGGAAUUUCCCUUCUUUUACUGUUGGUGAUCUGUGGAAUUGGGUGUGUUUGGCACUGGAAACAGCAUAAUACAAGGCAACUUACCUUACCAAAGUUUUUGCAAAGGAGAAAAAAGAGAAAAGACCAAAGUAAAAGAGUCUCCUUGAGCUCCCAGGUUAUCGGCCCAAGGCAUAAAAUCUCAGUUCAAACCCAAGACCACAGCUCUGCUGGGGAGGACACUAACACACAUGGCAACUAUGAAAAUGUGGAAGCGUGUCCUCCCCAAGCUAAAGAAGAAACAGACAAGGGAGUAUAUGAAAACACUUGGCAGACCAAUUUCAAGGAACACAUCUAUGGAAAUGAGACACCAUGUGACUAUAAUACCCGCCAGAAGCCUGGUACUUCUGAAGAACCUCAAGAUGAAGACAUAUAUGUUCUUCCGGAUUCUUAUUAACUUUUCAAAAUGUGGGUUUAGUUAUUGGAGGAUAAAUAUUUUCUGGAACUUUUAUUGUACUGAUAACAUUAUUAAUCAAGUUCUUCUGUUCAAACUUAAUGAUCUCUGUUUUAUCUCCACCCUUCCGAAUCCUCUCUGCAUGUAUCACUGUGGAUUAACUCUAGCUAUCCUCUCCACCCUCCUUGCCCUGGAUUAAUUCUGCAUUAUGUCUUACUGAUUCUUCCUUCUGAACAUUACUUGUUAUAUUUUUCUUCUUUUUCUAUCUCCACCAUCUUUUCUGGCCCAGGAUUGUUGUCCCAGUCUGCUAACUAGUCUUUCUGGCUCUAGUUUCUACAUAAUCAGUGAUGCUGCAUCUAUCCCCAUGAUGUUGCCCGAUUCAUCUGCAGAAAAUAUUCCCAACGGCCACAUCACUCCUUUGCAUAUAACCUCUUAAGGUCGCCUCUUUGUAAAAGACAUACUACUCAUAAUUCUACCUCCAGAAUUCAUGACUUUACACAGCUGGUUCAAAUUCACUUUUCCAGUGACUUCUACUAAUCUCUCACUUCGUUUUCAUCAGAAUCAUCUGAAAACCUGCCGAACCCAUCCCUCCUCCACAGCUUUGCUUGUCCACCCCCUCCUAAGCCUGCCUCAGAUCAUAACUUCUUCCACAAGUCUCUUGAAUCAUUCCAAACCUACAUUUGCCUUUUUUCUUUUCCUGAUCUCCUAUAGAUUUGGCUGCCUAUUCAAUUCUUUGGGCGUUUAAACAUAUGAAUGUUUGCAAUGGCAUUUUAUUAUUUAGUGUCAUAUGACGAUGUCUUAAAUUCCCUACUAAAUAGUCAGGAACUGUCUCAUAUUCAUAUUUUAGCUCCAAUGCUUAGAACGCUGUGUGAGGCACUCAAUAUUAUUCAGUUGACAAGAAUUGAACUGUAUAGUUUACUAAGUCCUUUUGAAAACAAUCUAAUAAAUUCGUCCAUCCAAGGAAUA
Molecule: messenger RNA, 2474 nt
Organism: Aethalodelphis obliquidens (Pacific white-sided dolphin)
Lineage: Eukaryota; Metazoa; Chordata; Mammalia; Artiodactyla; Delphinidae
Gene: GAPT
Product: GRB2 binding adaptor protein, transmembrane
Exons: 2
Coding region: 1038-1511 (157 amino acids)
Biological process (GO): B cell proliferation involved in immune response; immunoglobulin production involved in immunoglobulin-mediated immune response; B cell homeostasis
Cellular component (GO): membrane
Source: RefSeq, a predicted model, not a curated record